Mercenaria mercenaria is the source of this 2092-nucleotide messenger RNA. Its product is annotated as calcyphosin-like protein. The record is from RefSeq and is a predicted model, not a curated record. NCBI's taxonomy places the organism in Eukaryota, Metazoa, Mollusca, Bivalvia, Venerida, Veneridae. The coding region runs from base 241 to 861 and encodes 206 amino acids. Gene Ontology annotation, molecular function: calcium ion binding. The transcript is spliced from 4 exons.
UCAUAGUGAAGUACAAUAUAAUUAUGUUGAGAAUAAAAUAACAGUUACUCGAUCACAUAUGAACAUGAUGUACACACCUUAAAUAGCUCAGGGUUUGUCGGCCAAUGGUGUACUUAUAAUUUCUUCCUCUUAUUGUAACUUUGAUUUAACAUUUGAAAGGAAAGGAUACCAUUUCAAAGAAAGGACGUUUAGAAAUAUUUUAGACUGUAAAAGUAAGCGACUCACUUCAUCAAGUUAAAGAUGACUGCCACCACAGAGGAAGAAAAACAACUGAUAGAAAAAUGUUCUGAAAAAUUACAGACAUGCGAAGAUGCUCUGGAGAUGUUGAGAUUAAAAUGUUUGGAAAGAGGUGCUAAAGGUAUCAGAGGGCUUGCCAGGGCUUUUCGAAUUAUGGAUGAUGACAGGAAUAGAUCUCUUAGUUUUGAAGAGUUCAGGAAAGGUAUAACCGACUAUGGCUUGCAAAUGGAGGAAGAUGUUACAAAAAAGCUGUUUGAACAACUAGACAAGGAUAAAAAUGGUUCACUGGACUUCGAAGAAUUUCUCCAAGCUCUUCGGGCUGUCUCAAGUGCUAGACAUGAUGUCAUUAACAAGGCAUUUGCAGUUGCCGAUAUAAAUAAUGAUGGAGUGAUUGAUUCAAAAGAUCUAAGUGCGGUGUUUAAUGCAAAGGAACAUCCGAAAUGUAAGAGCGGCGAAUGGGAUGAGUCACAAGUGUACAAGGCAUUUCUGGAUCAAUUUGACAUGAAUGAUGACGGAACGAUUACAAAAGAAGAGUUCUUCAAUUACUAUGCAGGAGUGAGUGCUUCAAUCGAUACUGAUGCUUACUUUGAACUGAUGAUGAAGAAUGCUUGGAAAAUGACAUAACUCAUGCACAACAUUUUGCAUCAACUAUGGAUCUAUGUUACAUAUAUUCUAUACAGGACAUUUAUUUAUUUUAAAGGCAUAUAUAUUCAACUAUUAAAACUGUACCAAACCUACAGUACUCUGGGAAAUAUAUUCCUGUCAACUGACUGUCCUGCAGUAUUUCAAGUAGUUUAAGUAGCUAUUUUAAAGAGUUAAUUUCUGUUAUAUUGUAUGCAAUUCUGUUGACUAUUGUUAGAUUUAAUAACAAUCUACACAACCAAGUCCAGAGAAAAAUGACUAAUUCUACUGGCAAUUUUCUUUUUUGAUGAAUUUAGUAGCAUUUGUAAAACAGACAAUCUUAUUCAUAGUUACAUUUUAUUUUAAUAGCAAUAUUAAUUACAUCAGUAUUCCAUAGAACAUAAAUAUCCUAAUAAACAUGUUUAGUUCAUUCUCAUAUUUCAAUUUAUUAACAAAACAUUUUCAAAUACCUAAAACAAAAAGUGAAUUAUUGGAGGUUACAAUUUAAAUACUUGUAUGUACACAUGCAAUAAAUUCCUAUACAAUAUAGUGUCUGCUAAAAUGUGUUCUGAAAAAGUUUAUCUAGUUUCUAGCUUUGCAUUAAGCUAAAAAGUUUAGAAUUUUACAUAUUGGUUCUACAACAACAUAUAUCAUUUAAUACUGAACACAUACAACUUGAUUGUGUGAAAAUUGAAAUGUUAAAAGAUUCCACACACUGACAAUUACUGAUAUAAUGAAUGAAAUCUUAUGCUAUGGAUACAUGUACAUACAUGAAAUUGACAACUUCUGUAAUGUGCUAUACGUAACAACCAAGUAGUCCUCAAUCCUUGUUCAGUAACCUGUUUUAAAUAAGUGACAUAAUAAGUUUUCAUUACCAUUUCUCUAUGUAAAUAAUUAGACCUAUUUAAAAACAAAGCAUACAAAAAAUUCAAAUAAAUCGGUUAAAAAACCCUUUAUAAUCAUUUUUACAAUAAGACAGCCCAAUGCAAAUCAAAUGUAUAAAUUACAUACCAUCUUGUCUGUAGUACAUACCAUUUCAUUACUGGUAUGGAAAAUCAAUAACAAACAUAAAUGAAUGAAGCAUUUUGAACAAAAUUGCAAAAUGAUUAAAUACACCAUAACAGCAAUCAGUAAAUGUCUUGCCAGGCAAUAGUUUUGGUGACUGACUGACAAGCCAAUAAUUUUUUUAUGUAUGUGUUUUAUUACAUGUCAUCAUAAAUAAAUUUUCAUAAAG